AUGGACGGUUUAUUUCUCGAAAAUGGCCCAUGGAGAAUGAAUAGUGAUCAAUCAUUAAGAAUUAUUGAUGGUUCAUGGAUCGAAUUUGCUAAUGUGCUUUAUGUUGAUCAGCCGGUUGGCACUGGUUUUAGUUAUGUAAAUUCCACGGGUUAUUUAAGAAAUGUAUCGCAGCGAACUGAUGUUGUAAAGGCCAUUCAUGCUGAGCGCAAAAAUGAGGAUUGGGUAGAGUGUAGUCCGGCAGUAAGUCGUGGUUUUACCAAUGAUCCGAAUCUCAUUUGUAACCUAGAAGGUACUGAAGCCAUGAUUAAAGAAUUAGAAUGGAACGAAGCAAAAGGGUUUCAGAAUUCCACUACAACACCUUUGUCCUUUAACAAUACUGUUUAUGGGCAUAUGAUAUCAGAGCGAAAUCUUACAUAUGUAGUUCUCUACAAUGCCAGUCAUAUGGCACCUUACGACGUACCAGUAGAAAGCAUGGAUAUGAUGUAUCGAUUUAUGGGAGUGAAACCACAAACAAUAAUGCUUCCAUCUGGAACCACCUAUAAUUUGGUAAUAGAAACACCUCUAUUUCAGUCAGAUAAUGUUGAUCAUUUUGGAGAUAGUGAAGACGAGGAUAAUGGUCAUGGACAAAUUGUUGAAUCAAGUAUGCGCAACAAUCAGGAUAGAUAUGUUGAUGAUGAACAAGAUAGAUAUGUUGAUGAUGAAAAACAGGGUAGAUAUGUUGAUGAUGAAAAACAGGGUAGAUAUGUUGACAAUGAAGAAGACUACGAUAGGGGGAAAUGA
Messenger RNA from Racocetra fulgida, 780 nucleotides. Lineage: Eukaryota; Fungi; Glomeromycota; Glomeromycetes; Diversisporales; Gigasporaceae. The record is from the annotation of a GenBank genome assembly.